ACUCCACGUCACGUGACAUGAUGUGCUGUUGCCAGCUAGCAGCUGUACGGAAUGAAAAUACAGCUAGGAAGUGUAGAUGGACUAAUUUUGAGUUACUUACGAGUUAUUUAUUUAUAAAAAACGGACGACAUGAAGAGUCGAGCAUGUUAUAUGCACUUAGUUUAUAUACUGCUUUUUAAUGUAAGGGCUGUUGCGACCACCGAAUGUUUCUUUGUGAAGCACUGAUUACCAGUCAUUUGAUCAACGGGCUCUGUCCCUAAGAUGAACGCGCUUGUUGCUCUGUGUCAUUUCUGUGAGCUCCAUGGCCCUCGGACGUUGUUUUGCACUGAGGCACUUCACCCUCCAUCCCCAUCCCCUUCAUCCCAGGCAGGUGCCCCAGUGCCAGGAGACAGGGACCGAGAUGGUGACCGGGAAGGAGAAGGGCUGACAAUGAGAGCCAACAGCUCAGCCACACAGAGAGGAGAGAUGUGUGAUGGAUGCCGAUCUCUUCCUGCAUCUCACCCAGGCUUUGUGAGUAUUGAUGAUGAAACAGGCAUACGUUUCUUAAGCCACCAGCAUCCCAGACAGCCGCAGCUUUUCAGCGUGGUCCGGCAGGCUUGUGUACGCAGCCUCAGUUGUGAGGUGUGUCCUGGACGUGAAGGGCCGAUUUUCUUUGGAGAUGAGCAGCAUGGUUUUGUGUUCUCGCACACCUUCUUUAUUAAGGACAGCCUGGCCAGGGGCUUCCAGCGCUGGUACAGUAUUGUUAUGGUAGCAAUGGACAGAAUCUACCUCAUCAACUCUUGGCCCUUUCUGUUACGCCACCUUAGACUCACUAUACAGAGCCUGCAAAGCACAGCCCUCAAGGUGUUUGACAGUGAACAAGGAGUUUGUCCUCAACGAGCAGUAAGGAUGAACAGCGUCUUCUCUCCAGCUGUUUUCCCUCAUCAAAGAAGUGGAAAUGCAGCCAGGUCACUAACUUCUCUCACCCAGCAUCCUAACCUGUGGGCCAGUCUGCACUCCUCCUUUAGCUGGCUGUUGAAGGCUUGUGGUAGUCGUCUGACUGAGAAGCUGCUGGAAGGGGCCCCCACAGAGGAUACACUGGUGCUCAUAGAGAGGCAAACAGAACAAGAGGAGGAAAUGAGCUGUUGGGAGGGCGCAGAGGGAGGCGGUCCUAAGCCACAGCGGAUCCAGUCAGAGAACGAGCUAACUCAUGACUUCCUGUGUGACGAUGGAAAAUUAGAUGAAUUACCCGGGCCCAAAUUUAGGUCACUGAGGCAUUUAAGACAGGUCCUCGGGGCGACUGAGUUUCGUCAGCUUGUGUGGCACGUGCUCAUGGGAAAUCAGGUCAUAUGGAGAGGAGCAGACCCCGGGCUCAUCCAAUCAGCUUUUAUAGUGCUCAAGUCUUUGCUCCCAGUGGGCUGUGUGCGAUCAGUGCCAUACAGUGCUCAGUAUGAAGAGGCCUACAAAUGUAACUUCCUGGGUCUCAGCCCUGAUGUGCCCAUUCCAGCACACGUCAGCUCUUCAGAGUUUUCAGUGCUGGUGGAUGUCAGUUUAGAAAGAAGCUGCCAGAUCUCAGCUGCGGGUGAAGAUGACAUCUCCUCACUUUAUCAGUUCAGCAUCAGCAGUGCCAACACACAGCCCACAGACAGAGGUCCCACGCUACUGAACAAGCUUGAGGUUGCUCUGUCUAAUGAGAACUUAUCCGUGGAUGUCGUGUCUCACUGCCUGUUGUGUCUGAAGGAGGAAUGGAUGAAUAAGGUCAAAGUGCUGUUCAAGUUCUCCAAAGUGGACGGACGAGGGAGGGAGGACACUCAGAAGGUUCUGGCCCUCCUCGGGGCCACAGGGCCAGGCGAGGAGGACAACGUCAGACUGCUGAAAUUCUGGAUGACAGGACUUAGCAAAACGUACAAGAGUCAUCUAAUGACGGCCGUGCGAGGAGGGGAGAGGAGCCCCAGCCAGUGACAAAGAGAGAAGGAGAAAAGAGGGGCUAAAAAGAGGGGGAAAUUCCAAAGGAGGGAAAGCAAAAGCUGGAUAGAUGGAAUCAGUUAAAAGUAACUUUUUGGGACUUAAAAUAGAGUGAAAGAGAAAUGUAAAUGAAAGCCAGGAAUGCCAUGGCUCAUUCAUUAUUUUCUUUUUAAAUAGUUGGAAAUCUACUGUUAAUAAUGUUGAUUAUUCUUCUGCUCAGAUUAACACAACUGGCUAGUUUGGAUAAGGCAUGCUUUGUUUGUCAAAGGGAAUUACUGUAGAUGGCUUUAAAGACUAAUGUAUAUUUUUAACUUAUUAACCAGACUUUGCACUUUGUUAACUCUUUUUUGCUGAUGUUUUUAAAUGAAAUAAAUGAAUGUGAA
Molecule: messenger RNA, 2327 nt
Organism: Cheilinus undulatus (humphead wrasse)
Lineage: Eukaryota; Metazoa; Chordata; Actinopteri; Labriformes; Labridae
Gene: flcn
Product: folliculin
Exons: 12
Coding region: 262-1941 (559 amino acids)
Biological process (GO): negative regulation of transcription by RNA polymerase II; positive regulation of transforming growth factor beta receptor signaling pathway; positive regulation of TORC1 signaling
Cellular component (GO): cytosol
Molecular function (GO): GTPase activator activity
Source: RefSeq, a predicted model, not a curated record